AUGAACGCAGCAGAGGUGCUGUCCAAUACGCUGUCGCCGGACGCCUCGGUCCGAGCGGCUGCGGAAAAGUCACUCGAGGAUGCCUCCCGCGACAACUUCCCCGCGUACAUGGACAUGCUGGCCAAUGAAAUGGCAAAUGAUGCGACCCAAGUCACCCUCCGAGUCGCAGCCGCCCUCGCCGUCAAGAAUGCCCUUACAGCUCGCGAAAGCUUCCGUCAAGACGAGUUCAGUCAGAGAUGGCUUGGUCUCCCAGAAGACGCUCGCAACAACACCAAGUCAAAGGCACUCUCAACAUUGGGCACCGCGAAUGAGGGGGUGGGGAGGAACUCGGCUCAGCUCGUCGCCGCAAUUGCCGCCAUCGAGUUGCCCGUUGGAGGUUGGAAGGAGCUCAUCGGCCAAUUGCUAGGAGCGAUCAGGGAUCAGACGAACGAGAGAUUGAGGCAAUCGGCCUUGCAGGCAAUUGGCUUCGUCUGCGAAACAGUCAAAUCUAACGUCCUCACCGCUCAAUCAAACGAAAUCCUCACAGCAGUCGUCCAUGGUGCACGCAAGGAGGAGCCCUCACCCGCCGUGCAACUCGCAGCCAUCCAAGCCCUUCUCAACUCGCUCGAAUUCGUCGCAGAGAACUUUGAGAGGGAAGGAGAGCGCAACUACAUCAUGCAAGUCGUUUGUGAAGCCACUCAAAGCUCAGACGUCAACGUCAAGGUCUCGGCUUACGAGUGUCUCGUCAAGAUCAUGCAGCUCUACUACCACCAGAUGCGCUACUAUAUGGAGCAAGCCCUCUUCGGCUUGACGGUCCUUGGCAUGAGGGAUCCGGAGCAGCGUGUGGCCCUGCAAGCCGUCGAAUUCUGGUCAACAGUGUGCGAGGAGGAGAUCGAGCUGGCCAUCGAGGCGGCAGAGUACACCGAAUUCGGCGAGGAGCCCUACCGCCAAUGCUACAACUUUGCGCGCAUCGCCCUGGGCGAGAUCUCACCCGUCCUCAUGGAUCUGCUCAAGGUACAAGACGAAAACGACGAUGAAGACGACUGGAAUGUAGCAAAGGCAGCGGGAACCUGCAUCGGACUUCUCGCCAACUGCGUGCAAGACGACAUCGUGCCCAUUGCCAUCCCCUUUAUCGAGCAGAACAUCAAGAGCGCUGAUUGGCAAAGUCGCGACGCCGCAGUCCUCUGCUUCGGCUCGGUCCUCGAUGGGCCCGAUGCCACCAAACUCACGCCGCUCGUUGAGCAGGCUCUGCCCACCGUCAUCACCAUGCUUCAAGACAGCAGCGUCGCAGUCAAGGACAGUGCUGCAUGGACUCUUGGCCGUAUCACCGAUCUCCUGGCAAAGACCAUCUCGACCGAGACACACCUCAACAGCCUCGUCUCUGCCCUCGUCACCAGCCUGCAAGACGAGGCUCGCAUCUCGUGCAAUUGCUCGUGGGCUCUGACUCGCCUGGUGAGCGAAUUCGGCGGUCGCUCCAUCAUCGCAGAAGAGCAGGCCAACCCGCCGGAGCGAGCAGACGAUGGCUUCCUGCAGGCGGCGCCCAUCUCCCCCUUCUUCGAGGGCAUCACAACGGCUUUGCUGCAGAUCGCGUCGCGCCCGACCAACGAGAGCAACUCGCGUAGUGCAGCCUUUGAAGCCAUCGGCGCCGCUGUAGACCAGGCGCCGAGGGACUGCCUGACCCACGUGAGCAACAUCGUUCUACAGCUGCUUGAGCGUCAGGAGGGACUGAAUGGUAUGGCGGAUCAGCUCGUGGGGAUGGACGACAUCAACAACUGGGUAGAGAUGCAGGCCUCCAUCUCCGGUGUCGUAAGCGCUGCGCUGCGUCGUCUGGGCAAGGAAAUUCUCCCACUUGGCGACCGCAUCAUGACAAAUCUCCUCACCCUCAUCCAGCAUGGCACCAAGCUCCCCGCUGUGCUCGAAGACGCCUUCCUGGCCGUUGGAUCCGUGGUGCAGGCCUUUGAGGGCGACUUUGAAAAGUACCUCGACGCCUUCCUGCCUUUCCUGGUCUCGGCCAUCGGCAACCACGAGGCAACGCAGCUCUGCUCCGUAGCUGUGGGCGUGGUGGGCGACUUGAGCAACGGUCUGGGCGAGGGUAUCGCAAAGCACGCGCAGCAGCUCAUGACUGCCCUCUUCGAGGGUCUGCAGAGCAGCACGAUCCAUCGCGAUGUGAAACCGACAAUUCUGCGCACUUUCGGUGACGUCGCCCUCGCCACCGGCGCGCAGUUCGAGCCCUACUUGGGCACGACGAUGGCUGUUCUUGGCCAAGCUGGCUCAACAACUGCUCCGCAAGACGACUACGCCAUGAUCGACUACGUCAACUAUCUCCGCGAGGCAGUCGCCGAGGCCUUCGUUGGCGUGGUUGCCGGCCUCAAGAGUGGCAACAGGACCGACCUCCUCCAGCCGUACGUGGAGCUCAUGCUCGGCUUCCUCAGCUAUGUCUCGCAGUACAACGUUGAGCGAACAGAGGCACUCCUGCGUGCUUCUCUGGGCUUGUUGGGUGAUGUGGCGUCAACUUUCCCAGGAGGCCAACUGAAGGGGGCCUUGGAGCAGCCGGCGAUGGCCGAAUUGAUCAAGGCGGGGAGAAGCAGAUCCUGCGAGAUCGAGACGAGGAAGUUGGCGGCGUACGCGAGGGAGGAGGUCAAGAAGGCGACCGUGGCAGCGGCCUGA
Messenger RNA from Jaminaea rosea, 2646 nucleotides. Its product is annotated as ARM repeat-containing protein. The coding region runs from base 1 to 2646 and encodes 881 amino acids. Gene Ontology annotation, molecular function: small GTPase binding; nuclear import signal receptor activity. The record is from RefSeq and is a predicted model, not a curated record. The transcript is spliced from 4 exons. Gene Ontology annotation, biological process: protein import into nucleus. Lineage: Eukaryota; Fungi; Basidiomycota; Exobasidiomycetes; Microstromatales. Gene Ontology annotation, cellular component: nucleus; cytoplasm.